UGCUCAACACUGUCGCACGUCAAACUCUGAUCAACUAAAAAUUUACACAAAUAAAGAAUACAUAUGGUAGCAAUAAAUAAUAAUAAUACAAAACAUGGAUGCCGUUGAUGACAACCACCAGGCGCCGCAUCUAGCCGACUUUGCCGUCGACGUCGCAGCAGACCGCGUUGAGAUCGACUUAGAGGCUGCAGCAAAAUACUCAACUGGUGCUGGUGUUGGUGUGUGGGAACGUCAGCUCUUUCGGUUUCAUCCGUAUCACGGCUCCAAUAUACACUUGGAUGACGAUGCCACAGUCGCAUUUCGCCGCACUAGCUUUGCCGAUGCACUCACAUUCUCCGAGCGACCGCUGGCUGCCGGCGACAUUUUCCUUGUGGAGAUUGAAAAGAUUGAGCGUGGUUGGUCCGGACAUAUGCGACUUGGUCUGACGGAGCUGACACCCAAUAUCAUUGGCAUGCGCAGCGAGGGAUUACCACACUUUGCAUUGCCCGACUUGGCUAAUUUGGGCAACAGCUGGAUAUACCCGAUCUCCAAAUUUGAGAUGAAUCAACGCCAGGAACAAUCCGGAGAAAACGUGGAGCCCCUAAUGAACGAACCGCCACAGCGUAAUCUUUUGGGGGAUGCGACGCAUGUGCGCACUCCUCGUGGCUUACUACCAAAGAGACUGCUGCGUCCAUCGAUGGACAAUGGCAACUCUGAUAUCCUGCUCACCGACAGAGGCUCACGCAUUGGCAUCAUGUAUGUGCCCACGGAGAAUGAUGCUUCCAAGGCCGAAUUGCACUUUAUCAUUAAUGGCGUGGAUAAAGGUCCAGUUUCAAGGGAUAUUCCAUUGAACAGGGCGCCCUUGUAUGUCGUUAUCGAUGUUUAUGGCACAACCAAGCAAAUACGCAUCAUACAGUUGGAAGGCAUUCUAUCCUUACAAAGUGCUUGUCGCAACGUCAUAUUGGAGCACAUCACAGCGGGAGCCAUUGCACGGCUGCCACUACCGGAGAGCAUUAAGCGAUUCUUGCUGCGAAGAGAUUAAGGAACCGAGACAACUAAUACACACACAGACCCACACACACACACACUUUAUGUAAUAGAGUGCUGUGCAUGAGCGUGCGACGUGAUAGCCUGGUUUACCCAUAUAUUUUAUACCCAUAUUGUAGGCAACUCAAGUGCCGUUCAUUGACUUUUCAUUCCUAGAAAACGCCGCUGGCGUUCUCGUUGUCUCGUUACUCGUCCCCCUCCCUGCAUCCAAUGUGCUCUUGAUGUAAUGGCGGCAUUCAAGUGGGACUCACUGUUUCUCCAAUACCCAAAUGGUGUUGAGCCGUUUCAUAAGAAUUUGAAUUUUUGUUUCUGUAGACAUAGUUUAUAAUACUUUGGUUCCGUGAUACCAGUUCUUUAUAUUUAUAUUUUGUAUAUGUAGAAAAUGUUUAAAAACAUCACAUGUAUUUUACUUACUGUUGUCGAGCUCACGAACAAUAUUCUCGCCUAAAUACGUAGUGCUUUGGCUCAAAUGCGUACAUACAUAUAAUUAUGUAGCAAGCGCUUUCUUGGCAUUGCGUUUAGGCGUUCACAAUAAUAUAGCGAUCCCUAUUCAAAUGCAAAAGCUACACGAACCGCUCCGCAGGAAUCUCAAAAUCAAGCACCGCUCUGCCUUUUAGCCGUUUCGGUCUAUCCAAGGCGAUUUCCGUUUCCGUUAUGUACCUUUAAGAAUAUUGUUGUUAAAUGUAAGUUAAGAUAUAAUAUAUUUAUAAUAUUGUA
Messenger RNA from Drosophila innubila, 1743 nucleotides. RefSeq names its product neuralized-like protein 2. The record is from RefSeq and is a predicted model, not a curated record. Gene Ontology annotation, molecular function: ubiquitin protein ligase activity. NCBI's taxonomy places the organism in Eukaryota, Metazoa, Arthropoda, Insecta, Diptera, Drosophilidae. The transcript is spliced from 4 exons. The coding region runs from base 95 to 1021 and encodes 308 amino acids. Gene Ontology annotation, biological process: intracellular signal transduction.